AAGAAGAAGCCAAAGAAUCGCCGCGGCUUUGGCUUGCGCAUUAGCACAUUGAAGAUAAACCACACUGGAAGUGGCGGAAGCUCCAGAGGGUUUAACGUAGUGUUUUUUGUGUUUUAUUUUGGCGUUUAUCUUCAGUUAUACAUCUAUACUGGUCUAGAAUCUGAUAUGGCCCGUGGGCACCAGAAGUUCCAGUCCCAGCAGAAGAAUGCCAAAAAACAGGCAGAGAUCAAGAAGAGCAAAGGCCACGAUCAGAAGGCAGCAGCUAAGGCUGCUUUAGUAUACACAUGUACUGUGUGUCGGACACAAAUGCCAGACCCGAAGACCUUUAAGCAGCACUUUGAAAGCAAGCAUCCAAAGUCUUCAAUGCCCCCGGAGUUGGUUGGUGUGGAGGCAUAACACAUUCACAUUCACUUCCAUUUCAUUAAGACAAUUUGGGGCUGAUUCAGGACAGGCUUCUACAUUUACAGUGUUUUUGAUAAAAUAUCUUCAGUUAUUCCUCCUGCUGCUUAAUUCCACAAAUGAUGCAUGGGGUGUUUAGUGCAGGGAUGGUAGUUACCUGCCUGCCGAUCAUCAUUUUUCCAGAUUUGCAGCUAUCCUCACUUGCCAGAAUUUGAUCUGGGGCCACUACUGAAGGUAGACGCACAA
Molecule: messenger RNA, 645 nt
Organism: Monopterus albus (swamp eel)
Lineage: Eukaryota; Metazoa; Chordata; Actinopteri; Synbranchiformes; Synbranchidae
Product: zinc finger protein 706
Exons: 3
Coding region: 166-396 (76 amino acids)
Source: RefSeq, a predicted model, not a curated record